Schistosoma curassoni is the source of this 1485-nucleotide messenger RNA. The record is from the annotation of a GenBank genome assembly. NCBI's taxonomy places the organism in Eukaryota, Metazoa, Platyhelminthes, Trematoda, Strigeidida, Schistosomatidae.
AUGAAAUGUAAUCAACCUGUAAAACAAUCAAAUCAAUCACAAUCUCAUAUUACAAAUGAUUAUAACUUUGAUAAAAUUGAUUAUGAUCGUGUUGAGGAAAUCAGCUCUAAAGUUAAUAGAAACAUUAUUGAUGAUGACAAAUCUCGUGUUAAUAAUAAUGAAGAUUCUGUUGAAUUACAGGUUAUCCGAAAACAACUGCAUUUAAUGAAAAUAGAUAAAGAAUAUUUUUUGAAACAGCUAUCGAAUCUUCGUAUUCAGUUAUCAACAGCUGAAGAAAAAAUUGCUUCGCAACAAAAAUUAAUUAUUGAAUUAGAAAAUAAUUCAAAUCAAAUGAAUAAAACUAAUUAUUUCUCUAAUGAAACUCAAUUACCAUUAGAUUUGAAUGCAACUAUUAAAAAUCAAACUGGUGAAUUAAGCAAAUUAAUUCAAAGUGAAUUUGAACGAUUAAAAUCUAUUGAUCAAGAAAUACAUAACAAAGAGAUUAACUUUCUUCGAGAACAAAAAGAAAACGCCAUAUCUGCAUAUACAAAUUUAAAAUCACAAUUAAAAGAAACAGAAUGUUUGUUAAAUCAAUAUAAAGAAAAGAUUGACGAAAUGAAAAGUUCUAAUAAGUAUUUGAAUAAUGAAUAUGAUAAUCAAUUGCGUGAACAAAUUAAAACAGCAAUGAUCAAUUUAGAAGUUGAACAAGCUGCUAGAAAAGAUGCAUCUUUAGAAGUUGAAAAACUUAAUGCUCAAUUAGAUGCUAGUAAAAAACUAUACUAUGAAUUAGAAUCUCGAUUCAAUCAAGAGAAAACUGUUUGGAAAAUAAAAGAGGAAAGCUAUGAAAAGAGAUUGCAUUUAUGUGAAAUAACUGAGAAAGAAAUGAAUGAAAUAUUAUUAGACAUACACUGUGAUAGUCCCAAAUUAACUAACAUCCCAGCAUUUUCUAAUGAUUUAUGCUCCAAGUCGAAGAUAAAUACUGUUAAUUUACUCAAAACUAUACAAAAAUUGAAAUUGGAAGUUAGUAAUCUUCAAAGCGAACUUGUCAAAAAGUGUCAAGAAAUUGAAGAAUUAAACAAAAGUAUGAGUUGGAAGUCUAUAACUAAUCAGCCAACUAACUGUUUAUAUCAGACAAUAUCACAAAAAGAUAAUCAAAUUCAUUCAUUAUGCAGUCAGUUAGCAGAUAUUGAAAGAAAAUCAUUACUGUACAAAGAAGAAAGGGAUAAAUUAGCAUCCGAACGUAAUUUACUUUGUGAAGAUUUAGAACGUCUUUUAACAAGGAGACAGAGUUUAACUAAACUACGUGAAUUUAUUAUUUCUUUAUUACAACAAAUACAAUCUAAUUCAAAUGUUAAUUUGAACAAAUAUGUAAAUCAUUUCAAUGAAAAUAGAAUUGAUAAUUCAUUAUUAAAUAGAUUAAUUCUAUCAAACAACAAUAAAAAUAAUAAUGAUAAUCGAAUUUCUAAUAUUCAUCAACAAGUUUAUGAUAUUAUACGUUCUCCAUAA